UGGACACACCUGUGCCGACUGCUCUUCAACAUCUGUUCACCAAGGACACAUGGAUGGCUGUCAUACAGCGAGGAGCUGUGUUGGCGUGGAGUCUGAGCCUCACGGAAGCUGGCUGUGCAUUGGAUGCACGGCCAAUAAAAGGACUAGGAUGUAACAAAACUACCUUCCUCCUUGUGUUUAUUUUCAGCUCAGAAAGAGGGGCGGCGCUGCGCGUUCCCUUUUUUUUCACGCAC
Molecule: messenger RNA, 233 nt
Organism: Geodia barretti
Lineage: Eukaryota; Metazoa; Porifera; Demospongiae; Tetractinellida; Geodiidae
Source: the annotation of a GenBank genome assembly